Molecule: messenger RNA, 2671 nt
Organism: Geodia barretti
Lineage: Eukaryota; Metazoa; Porifera; Demospongiae; Tetractinellida; Geodiidae
Source: the annotation of a GenBank genome assembly
UAAUACGACGAGCUUGGGACUUGCACUGGUCACUUUUGCUUGACUGUGAGCUAUUGUCACUGCAAAAUGCUCUUUUCAGUACUAAUUUUCGCUGGGUUUCUGGCGGUAAAGGUGAACGCUAUCAUUCCGCUUCCAUGCGCCAAUGUAGAGAGUCUCGGAAGUCGUACCUGCUGCCCAGUUCCCGAUCAACCCGGUGCAGGGCAGUGCGGCGCCAACCACAGUCGAGGCUCCUGCGAGCCUAUCUCCAUUUCCGAAUCUGAGUUCGUACCCUCGGAGACGGAUGUCAGGAAGAAGUGGCCGAUUCAGUAUUUCGACAGGACCUGCAAGUGCAACGGGAACUACGGCGGAUUCGACUGCGGAGAGUGCAGCUUUGGGUACAACGAUGGAGGAGCCUGCGAAACUAAAACCGUUCUUCCACGUGUUUCAGUCGGUGCUAUGGACACAAAUGAUUGGACGGAUUACCGCGCCGCCCUGAGAGCCGUCAAGGACACCCCCUCCCGCUACAUGGUGGCGAUAAGCAAUUUCACCGAGGAUAUACAAGCACUGAACGACUCUUUGGUUCGGCCAAACACCUACGACCUGUUCAUCUGGAUACAUCACCUAGUGGCCAAAGACAAUAAUUUUACACUGUACACAGAUAAUUUUACUGACUAUGCCCACGAGGGGACAGGGUUCCCCACCUGGCACAGACUGUUCCUACUCUGGCUGGAGAGGGAGAUACAGAUAAAGAUGAAUGAUCACACCUUUCGACUGCCAUACUGGGAGUGGAGCGAUCCCUCCCAGCGAGAACCUCCCAGCGAGAAAUUCCCUUCACUCGAGACAGACUCGGACAUGAUGUUGUUGUCAUCCCCAGUCAACAUCUGUGAUCCAACUGUAUCAUCUAAUGAAGCUCUGCGUCGCUGUCCAAAGGCUGCUCUCUGCAAGAUGGACAAUCCAAACUGGCCCAGCACCACUGACGUGAAACAUGCAGUCUCUAUAGACACUUACGAUGCUUAUCCUUAUAACAGAUCUGUCAAGGGAGUGGACACUAGUUUUCGUAACUACAUGGAGGGGUUCAUUGUCGACCCAGAUAAUUGUGACGAGGACACAUUGUGCAGCCGACAAGAAGGAAGGGCACAUGAAAACAUUACCAGAAAGCUUCACAACACGACGGAUAUCAGGAAGAAGUGGCCGAUUCAGUAUUUCAACAAGACCUGCAAGUGUAACGGGAACUACGGCGGAUUCGACUGCGGAGAGUGCAGCUUUGGGUACAACGAUGGAGGAGCCUGCGAAACUAAAACCGUUCUUCCACGUGUUUCAGUCGGUGCUAUGGACACAAAUAAUUGGAGGGAUUACCGCGCCGCCCUGAGAGCCGUCAAGGACACCCCCUCCCGCUACAUGGUGGCGAUAAGCGAUUUCACCGGGGAUAUACAAGCACUGAACGACUCUUUGGUUCGGCCAAACACCUACGACCUGUUCAUCUGGAUACAUCACCUAGUGGCCAAAGACAAUAAUUUUACACUGUACACAGAUAAUUUUACUGACUAUGCCCACGAGGGGACAGGGUUCCCCACCUGGCACAGACUGUUCCUACUCUGGCUGGAGAGGGAGAUACAGAUAGAAAUCAGUGACCACACCUUUCGACUACCAUACUGGGAAUGGAGCGAUCCCUCCCAGCGAGAAAUUCUCUUCACUCAGGACAGACUCGUCCCCAUCUGUGAUCCAACUGUAUCAUCUAAUGAAGCUCUGCGUCGCUGUCCCAAUGCUACUCUCUGCGAGAUGGACAAUCCCAACUGGCCCAGCACGACUGACGUUAAAAAUGCAAUCUCAAUUGACACUUAUGAUGCUUAUCCUUAUAACAGAUCUGUCAAGGGAGUGGACACUAGUUUUCGUAACUACAUGGAGGGGUUCAUUGUCAAAGAUAAUUGUAACGAGGACACAUUGUGUAGUCCAAAAGAUGAAAGGGCACAUGAAGAUAUUACCAGAAAGCUUCACAACACGGUACACAUAAUUCUAGGUUUGGGGGACAUUAAGAAUGCCCCUGCUGAUUUUAAAGAUCAAGGUGUAAUGUCAUGUGUUGCGGCUUCUCCGAAUGAUCCAAUCUUCGUCAACCACCACGGAAAAAUCGAUUUCAUCCUGGAAGAGUGGCUGGUGCAAAACAAAGACAAUCUCGUCUACCCACAAGAUGACAGAAUCCGCCACGGCCACAGAGGAAGCGACUACAUAGUUCCAUUCAUCCCUCUCUACACCCACGAGGACAUGUUCAAAACUGCGGACAAUUUCGGUUACGAAUACCCUGAUACGGAUGAUGAUGAACCUACAGAUGAGCCUAAUACCGAUGGAACUGGAGGUAUUACUACUGAGAGUGGCGAACCAGGCUUAGCAGUCUCAACUAAAGCCUACAAUAUCCUCAUUUGUGGUCUUACAUUGGCAGUAGUAGUUUUUGUGGAAGUCUUCUAGGGUAAAGAAACUGUAGUUUUGUUAGUAGACUCCUAGCUGCCACAUAAAACACCUUCUAUAGCUGUUAGACACAAUUAUAGAAAGGACACGCAUUAUUACCACACUCUAGCGAUGUAGCUAUAGCUACAAUAACUUUAUGGCAAGACGUUUUGGAAUUUUCUUUUUGAAUGUCGUUGGCGCAACCUACGUACUAUACGAUGCGCACCGGGGUAAUUGGGUGUACUACUUUCAA